Messenger RNA from Pelmatolapia mariae (spotted tilapia), 847 nucleotides. It is a transcript of the gene churc1, whose product is annotated as churchill domain containing 1. The transcript is spliced from 4 exons. The record is from RefSeq and is a predicted model, not a curated record. Gene Ontology annotation, biological process: multicellular organism development; positive regulation of DNA-templated transcription; fibroblast growth factor receptor signaling pathway. Gene Ontology annotation, molecular function: zinc ion binding. NCBI's taxonomy places the organism in Eukaryota, Metazoa, Chordata, Actinopteri, Cichliformes, Cichlidae. Bases 121 to 459 code for a protein of 112 amino acids.
UCCCGUGCGGAAGAGGCGGUUUUUCUACAUAUUUGUUAGCUGGGUGUUACUGUAUGUGUGGCGUUUUUUUUCUUUAAUAAUUAUAAUUAUUUUAAUUAGUUGAAAUUUUAUUUGGUUAAAAUGUGCAACGGCUGCGUGCAGAAAGAGUAUCCGGACCGGGGUAACACUUGUCUGGAGAACGGCUCCUACUUGAUGAACUACCUGGCCUGUGCCAACUGCCAUCACAGGGACUUCGUGAUGAUCAGCAACAAGGCCACCGAGGACGAUGAUGGAGAAGAGAUCGUCACAUAUGAUCAUGUUUGUAAAAACUGUGACCACGUCAUCGCCAGGCAUGAAUACACAUUCUCUGUUGUCGAUGAAUAUCAGGAGUAUACUAUGCUCUGCAUGCUGUGUGGAAAGGCGGAGGACUCCAUCAGCGUUUUACCAGACGACCCCAGACAGUCUGCGCCGCUCUUCUAGACCUCAAAAGAAACCUGCGGUUUUUAGGUUUCAUGUGGUGCUGGCUUCUCAUUUAGGGUUCCAACCAUUUUUGUCAUCCACUCAAAGUUUUGUCCUUCUAUAAUUAAGCAUGUCACACAUUUAGUACAGUUCCUGGCUGUUUAUGAACUACCGUAUGCUAAUUGGAGGAGAGCAGAAUAUAUGUAUGCAUAACUUUUAAAGACCUUUCAUUAUGAAAUAAAAACUGUUUGUCAGCUUACCUUAUAUUGUAAAUAAACAUAUUUUUUACUAUAAAGAUUUUUCUUACACUUUCCUGCAUGUUGGAUGACUACGAAUCCAGAACACUUAUCUUACUUUACAUAUAAAAAAUUAGCGUUUAAAUGUUAAGAAAUUUUCACUAAUGGAACUG